Molecule: messenger RNA, 1267 nt
Organism: Cucumis sativus (cucumber)
Lineage: Eukaryota; Viridiplantae; Streptophyta; Magnoliopsida; Cucurbitales; Cucurbitaceae
Product: EKC/KEOPS complex subunit TPRKB
Exons: 6
Coding region: 294-809 (171 amino acids)
Biological process (GO): telomere maintenance via recombination; tRNA threonylcarbamoyladenosine modification
Cellular component (GO): cytosol; EKC/KEOPS complex; nucleus
Source: RefSeq, a predicted model, not a curated record
AAUCCAAAAUGUGAAAGUCAGAAGUGUUAAAAUUGCAAUUUAACCUAAAUCAUAAAUGUAUAAUUGUGAGUUAUGAGGUCGAAAAUCGCAAAAUCCCCAAUCCAAAAUUUAUUUCUAGGUCAGUAAUUGAAUUGGAGAAACUGCGGCAAUUCUUCCUUUGUUUGUUCUCCUUCUCCUCCUCUUCGCUUUCACCUUCUAUUGUCUUCAUCCGUAUCAAUUCAUACUACCUACCUCCAUACUCCUCUUCCCAUUGUUGAAGGAACCUACAAUCUGCUCUGUGUCUUCGAGCAGCUAUGAAAGGAUUCCAAAUCAACAACACCACCCUAACUCUCGCUCUUUUCACAGACGUCACCAAUUCCAAGGAACUUCUUGAUUCUAUGCAAGCUGGAACUUUGGAGCCGGAAGUUGCAUUUCUCAAUGCUUCACUUAUUCCAGAUGUUUUUCCAGUGCUUGCGGCUGCUCAUAAGACACUGGUUUCUAAGUCAAGAGGUUCUCUGACCACCCGCACCCUUCAUUCAGAACUUGUGUACAAUUAUUCGGGUUCAAAGCAUAUUACAGAGUCUUUAAGAAGAUGUGGAAUUUCUGAUAGCUCCUCCUAUGUUCUUGCGGCUUGUUUUAAUACGUCUCCUGAUGAGGUGAAGGCCAUCGAGAAACUCGUACAUGGUAAAGAGAUCAACCUAGAGGAAUUGGGAGAGAGAGCAGACCAAGCUCAGAUACAAAAGCAUUUUAAAAUCACUGGACCAGAGUUGACGUUAUCUCCAGUUGGAGAGGCUAUAACAUGUAGAAUCGCUGCGCGGGAUGCAUUGUAGCUCCGAAAGUUGCAACUUCUUCUAUAUAUUUGGAGUCCUCUGUACGCGAAUGUGUUAAAUUGUUUGGACAAUCACUUUAAGGUUGGUGAUGUCGUUUCAAUUUUUAUAGAAUUUUCAAAUUUUUAAGCUGUGGAUUUUUUAUGGGAAUUGAUGAAUUUACAAUUAGGUUGAUGUCUAAAUCUUUUUCACAGAAUGUUCAAAUAGUUAUGCCGUUGAUGUUCAGUGGAAAUUAAUUAAUCAACUAGCUCUUGUUGGGUCGUUGAUUUCUCUGUGCUGCCCAUCUGAACCUAACUUAAUGGGUAGAUGUGUUAUUAUAGUCUAUAUUUUGGAUGCAAAAUAUUAUAGUCUUGGUUUAUAAUAUUAUGUAUUUGUUGUGCAAAGUAUUUUAGUUUAUAUUGUAAUAGGUCUCUAUUUGGAGUGCUGGUUAUUAUAGUCUAAAUUAUAUUAGUUUGGGAUUU